Messenger RNA from Sabethes cyaneus, 1075 nucleotides. It is a transcript of the gene Polr1C, whose product is annotated as DNA-directed RNA polymerases I and III subunit RPAC1. Gene Ontology annotation, cellular component: RNA polymerase III complex; RNA polymerase I complex. The coding region runs from base 80 to 1075 and encodes 331 amino acids. Gene Ontology annotation, biological process: DNA-templated transcription. Lineage: Eukaryota; Metazoa; Arthropoda; Insecta; Diptera; Culicidae. The transcript is spliced from 2 exons. The record is from RefSeq and is a predicted model, not a curated record. Gene Ontology annotation, molecular function: DNA binding; protein dimerization activity.
CUCUCAAUAUAGGUUUUUAUUAUUUUCAUGCUUUAGUUCUGCAGUCAUAAGUUUAGAGAACAGAGCGAUAAAAUACGGAAUGGAGCAUUCCCAGGGAAAGCCGCUUAUAUAUUUAGAAGAACACAAACUGAAGCAAGAUGCCAACGAUUAUGGAUUAUCCGAUCAAUUGUGGGACUUUGAACGCUUCAAGCAGCAGCUGCAAAUAGUGAUCGUGAGAAAUGAGGACAACGAAAUGGAGUUUGACAUGAUUGGUGUGAGUCCAGCAAUAGCCAAUGCAUUCCGCCGAUUGAUGUUAAGUGAAGUACCAAGUAUGGCCAUCGAAAAAGUGCACAUUUACAACAACACGUCCAUAAUUCAAGACGAAGUGCUAGCUCAUCGGUUGGGUCUGAUUCCGCUGAAAGCCGAUCCCAGGUUGUUUGAGUACAAGGUAAACGAAAAUGAUCCAGCUAACGCUUUGGAUACAUUAGAGUUUGAACUUAAAGUAAAAUGCACCCGUAGGAACAAAGAAUCUACCGAAAUUACCAAUAAUGAUAAUAUGUACAAGAAUCACAGCAUCUACUCCGGCCAAAUUAAAUGGGUACCAAUUGGCAAUCAAGCGUCAAUUUAUAAAGAAAACGAUGUAGGACCAAUAAAUGACGACAUAUUGAUCAGUAAAAUGCGUCCUGGCCACGAAUUUGACAUCAAGUUGUUCGCAGUAAAAGGAAUAGGCAAGGAUCAUGCCAAGUUUUCUCCGGUGGCAACUGCUUCCUAUCGAUUGCUACCAGAAAUUCGACUCAAUCGACCGGUUGUUGGUAGAGAUGCUGUGCUUUUACAGAAAUGUUUCUCUCCAGGAGUAAUUGAAAUCGAUAAAAGUGAGCAAGCGUAUGUGAAAGAUGCCCGAUAUGACAGCUGCAGUCGAAACGUCUACCGAUACCCGCAAAUUGCCGACGCCGUUACAAUGAGCCGUGUUCGAAAUCAUUUCAUUUUCACGGUGGAAUCUUUAGGAGCGCUGAAACCAGAGGUUAUAUUUGUAGAAGCUGCCAAAGUGCUCAAGAAGAAGUGCAGAUUAUUUCUUGAUGAAAUAAAAGGAAAUUAG